AUGCACAACGCGAGGCAGGACUGUGAGCAAGAGCCAGCCCUUGACGACCUGGUCAGAGAGCCUCCACCUUCAAUUGACGGAGCAGAAGAGGAAAUCUUAGCAAAGGAGAUGACAGCGGACGUUCAACCUACCGAGAGUGAGGCAACACCGUGCCUUGAUGCCCAAACGGAAAGCACUUCUGCAGCGACAGUAACAUCAAUUCCAACAGUACCAACACCUACCACUUCAACAGCGACCGCGGCUACGCCUAUUGUUGUAAAACGAGGUAGAGGGAGACCUAGAAAGUCCGAAUCAGGCACCGGGGCUCCCAACACGCUCUGUACCCAGGACGAAAUCACAGGUCACCCAAGUGCCCUGCUAGCAGCUACCGGAACUUCAUCAUCGUCUCCUCUUGGAUCCAGCCUGUCUCAGCAAAGACCCACAGCACACCUGAAUUCAACCAACUCGAUCAACUCGAUCAACAACCAAUGCGAGUCAUGUAUGUCAUUCGACACUCGUCUCUACAAGUUUGGCAAGUUGAAGGUCUGCAAGAUGUGUGAGAACCUGAUGCGGACCAUGACAGGCAGUUCACGGCGGCAGACUGUUGUCCCUCCUACACCUCCUACUGCUUCGAGUUCAAGUUCUUCGGCCUCUACAGCUCUGACGAAGCAAGGACAUAAUGUCUCCACUGCGCCUUCACAGAAGCCUCAGGUUGACCCAAAAGCCGCAAGCAAGUCUAGCAAGCAGGAUCAGAUCGGGGUCAACACCAUCUCCCAUUUUGCCACUGUCCCUCACUCGACGUUUGAUCCUUCGAUUACGACUAUAUCCCCUUCUUCGCUGGUUUUGGUUCCGGAGCCCAAACCAGUGCGAGUCAUCCUAACCAAGCGCGGAGAGAUCGCCAAGAAACGAGGUCGCAAACCCAAAGCAAGGGACGAGUCUACCAACCUUGCUGCCAAGGUUGUACCUGUACCAGCUUCUCAGAGCCCACAACAGCCGACAGCAGAUCCAGCCUCAGAGCAGGUGGCGGUCAAGAAACGAAAUAGGAACCCAAUGGCGCUCUACCCUUACAAUAUCCUCCCAGUUACCGAUCCUGCCUCAGUGGUCGUCUUCAAAUCCAAAUCUGCGACCUAUGUCGAGGCCUCCGUCACAGCAACUCCAGCAGCCUCCAUUACCUUUCCACCACCAACCGACCCUUCAGGCUCUUCCGUCUCCCAUGGCGACAAUUUCCAUUUCCAGACGACGGGCGCUUUUCUGACCCGUACGGCAUCUAAGCUGCUGGGCGGUCAGGAAGUAAUCGGGGUGGAUUCAAAUAUUCAUGGAUAUGCGCAUGGUCGACUCGUUAAGGUGCAGAACAUUGACAAGACAUGGCACUUUGGAGCUAUGGUAGGGUUGGAUCGAGGAAAGAUCAGGGUUCAUUUUGAUGGCUGGGGGCCAGAGUGGGAUGAGUGGAUCGCGUCUGAUAGUAGGAGGCUGAAGGUAUUAGAUGCGGAGGAAACUACUCUUCGGAACUCGUUGCUCUUGCCACCCACACUACUCCCCUCACAGGCUCCGACUGCUGUUGCUUCUGAAAGCCAGCAUUUCCAACAGCUUCCUAUGGACAGCACUCCGAUUCUGCAAGCUGUCUCAGCCUUCAAGGCCAUCCGUCCUCCUACUGUUGCACUACCGAUGAAGCCGCCCAGGGUCUUGAAACCGAUCGCUGUCAAGCGCAAGUUGGCACCCUCGAUGGACGAUGUUGUUCCUGCGUUGAUGCUUGUCGAUCCGGACCUCCCGAGACCCUUCGCCAAGAUGGUCAAGAAACCCAAGACGUCUGAGACGCUGGAUCUAUCCGGCAAGUCACUGCCAAUGCCGACGUCACAGAUUGUGCCACAGUCAAAGAAGCCCAAAUUGGACAAGUCGUCUUUGAUAACUACAGCCACGUCCGAGGGAGGCGCCCCGGCAAGGGCCGCCAUCAUGCCAGCUGCGACCACUGCGACAAGAAUAGGAGUAGCUGCGAGCAAUGGCAUGUACAUUGACUUGAGUUCGCCCAAACCAUCGACGACAUCGGCACCCAACAAUCCAACCCUAGUGCUGUCCUUCACAAACUUGAAGGCCGCUAAACCUAAGGCUACUUCGACCAAGGAUGUUCCCAAACCGCCCAAGUUGAUCGCCAUAGCUCCGAAGGGAUCGACUACAGGAGACUCAUCAACAGCAGCAGCAGAGGCCGCAACUCCGGGCGCCGACAAGCCGGUCAAGUUGUCACUUGCUGACGCUCGGAUAUUGUUGCUCGGGAUCGAGGUCGGAACCAAGGUGCAGGCACAGGACAAGCAUGGGCAAUGGCGGCCAUCGACUGUUGUGCAGGUCAAGGCUCGGAGGGUUCUUGUCAAGUUUGACGAAUGCCCCAACUUGGCGGACGAGUGGUUCAUUGUUGACAGCAACCGACUCAUUCUCCCUGAGCGACCACUGAUGGGUCCUCUGCAUGAGGAUAGCCAGAUUCGUGCUACUCCAAAGGCCAUCUCGACGAAUGAUUUGAAGCGACGAGAUUCAGCUUGGUCUCCGCCGAUUGACAUUGAGGGUCACUCUCCUAUCGACUGCCCGGCUACCUGCAGCCGCUCUUCUUCCUCCUCCAGCUCUCUGAGCACUGCCCAGUCGUCUCAAUUAUCUUCACCAAACACAGCGGACCUCUUUUCCACGAGCAGCGAUGACUUGUCCGAGCCUGGAUCUACAGUAUCAUUACCUGGUGACCCUGCGGACAAGGAGCCAGCCAAAGAUGACGAGCCACCACCACCACCGCCUGCGCCACGACCUCCUCACACUCUUGGGAACCCGAUCCUUUUGGACCUUCCUCCCUACGAGGUUGUGGCGUUUGAGUUUGAGGAUCAGGAGAAGGAGCUCCUAAGGAUCAUCCAUCAAGUGUUGGACACAGGUUUGAUCAAGAACGCUGUCGUCGAGUUCUCGCCAGAAGAGUACAUCCCAACUGUGCGCGUCAUCAAGAAGAAAAAGAAGGUUGUAGAGGGAGUCGGUGGCGAGGGUGCCGCAGAAGGAGAGGAUGGCGAGAAUGAAGGUGACGAUGAUAGUGAGGCCGAGGUUGAGAAGAAGGUGUCCAAGAGAACCAACGACAAGACCAGGGAGCGAUUUGAGGCGCUCAUGGAGGCUCGCCUGGAAAAACGGAAUCACCGCCCGUCGAUAUUCUCGCCAAGGAAGACGCCUAACGCCAUCAGGAAGAAGGAUCCGGAUGUCUUGCAGAGGAUUCGUGAGGAGGCAAGAAGGCACAUGUGCAAUAUUCCCGUCCUGCGGUACGUACGACAAGUCAUCUACAAAGAGUCGGACCGACUGGAGGCCCUGAACAGCAGCUUUGAGCGUCAGAAGCAAAAGUAUGCUAGGGCAAUAUCAAAUCGGGCUAGCUCCAGUAACAGGAUGAAGAUCAAGCGGACCUCGGGGCCACUGUCGAGGAGGAUUUUUGGACUGUCGAACCCGAACCUGACAGGAAUAACUUUCAACGAGGCAGGAUACAUCGAGUCGGCGAACAUUCCUAAGCCAGUCGUCGUUCCCUCACCCGAGGCGCUCAAGAAGCUGAAGAAGAUGCAGAAGAAGAAGGAGCGGCUGAUGAAGAUGAAAGCGAUGGAGAACCCAAACCAGGAUCUGCUACCGGACACAACCGUCGACGACACAUUCCAGAACCUCCGCAGUCUAACGCGCGACAACAAGAAGCGGAAGCGACCACUGAAGGAGGAUCAUAUCACCUUCCUAAGGCGGACGAUGGUUGCAGGAACGCGGAUCCGGUCUAGGGAUCGGCAGAUGGAGUGGCUGACGGCCGUAAUCCGGGAUGUGAAGAACAGUCGUGUUUUGGUCCAUUAUGAGGGGUUCGCAGAGUUCUUCAACGAGUGGAUCGAUAUCAACAGUGAGCGCCUCAAGUUUGAUCCCACUAUGGAGCAGUACCCAGUUCCCCUCGAGGGAGUUCUUGCCCCGAUUGUCAACACUGAGGCUGUCGUAGCGCCGACCCCACAAGUUGAGACAACAAGUUCGGCGGCAGUCCCGGCAGAGACGAAUGAGGUAUUGGCUGAGAGCGAGGUGGUUGUAUCCAACUUUGAGGCCAUCUCGGACAACGUCCAGCAUGAAGAAGGCGGAAAGGAAGUCCACUGCGUCCAAUGCCAAGUCAAGAUCAGCCAGUUCCGGAUCUAUUGCAUGUACUGUGAGGUCGAGUCCAAGGUAGAAGGGUCAGAACAGAAGCCAUUCAACAUCUGCCUCUGGUGCUUCUCAAACGCCUACCCAGACUACCACGAUCAUCCCCGCUCCUCCUUCGCCACAAAAGUCAUCGUCGGGCCCCGAGGAGUCCGCCCCGUCAAAGGCGGUAUUAUCACCCGGUUCGAGAAAGACCUCAUGGAUCUCGAAUACAAAGAACCCGAGCGUCCCGACACCGCCCUCGUCCCCGAUCUUCACUUUCAAGCCAUGAUGGGUCUCGAAAGUGACCAAGGGUUCUUGUACCUCGACCAGCAGUGGAAGGACAAGAAGGUCUGCGCGUUCUGUAAUGAUGAUGGCACGAGCAAGGAUUUUUUUAUUGGGCCGCAGCCGUUCUUGUUGGCUUCGACGAAUCGGGAGAAGGGAGCGACGAUCGGCUGUUUCGACCCUAAGUGCGGACGCAGCUUCCAUGUCCCUUGCACCGGCAAGCCCAUGUCGCACUUUGAAGACGGUGUCAUCUUUUGGUGUCCCCAACACGAACGCGCUCUCAUGCAACGAGACGCCUAUGAUGAUACUUUCAGCUGCGAUCGAUGCUCCAAGGUCCUGGGAGUCAAUCCUUGGCACAGUUGCAGCAAGUGUAGCGAGGACUACUUCCAUACCUUUGAUCUUUGUCGCGAGUGUUUCUCCAAGGACGACAUCAAUCAUGAGCACGACAAGGACGAUUUCAAUGUGACAUCACUGGAACUUAUGUACAAGGAGCAAAUAGAAAAGGAAACUGCGGCCGCACAGGCGAUCGAGGCCGAGGAGUAUGCACCAGUCAAGAAGAAAGUGCCCAACUACAAGGCCAAGAUGCGAGGACUGUCUCGGCUUGUUUGCUCGUACUGCUGGUCCGGAACAUCCUCCAAAUGGCGCAAAGGAUACAACGGCGUGCUCAUGUGUGAGGACUGUUUUAUGGCUGGACCUGUAAACGACAUCCCUAUGCAACCGCCCAUGGACAUCGAGACCCUACCCGACGGUGUUGGAUCCGUCCCACUCUCGUCAGUUUCCGUGUUGGCCGCACAGGAAGAGUACAGUCGGGGCGUUGGCACAUACGCAACUUCGGCCGAAGAUUAUUCUCAUAGUCCGUACUUGACGCGCACUGCGGUUUCUUCAGUCCGGUUUGAUCAUUCGUCGUCGCAGGCGGUAUAUCUGGAUUCUUAUGGUCCUGCAGAGAACCAGCUGUUUUCAUUGCCGAUUGAUACGACUUACUAUGAUAUCCCUGGACGCGCGCCGCGAUUGACACUUUCUAUCAGGAACUGCUCGUUCGCCAUCCCUCAGGACGGAUCGAUCAAAGCCGAACAUCGCCCAACAAUCCUCCAAGGCGACUCUCGGCGGCUCACAGGACCCCUCUUCGAAAGUGAAACCUUCGACCACGUCCUCUCCCAUCCACCCUACAAAGACUGUGUCGCCUACUCUACCCACAUCGAUGGCGACCUCUCUCGUUUCGGCAACGCACUCGAGUUCCAACGCGAGAUGCGCUCCGUCGUCCGCGAAACCUACCGUCUCCUCAAAAUGGGCCGUCGGUGCACUUUGGGCAUAGGCGACAACCGUGAGCAUUGUUUUUAUAUUCCGGUAUCAUUUCAGUUGAUCCGGCAGUAUAUCAAUGAAGGGUUUGAGUUGGAGGAGUUGAUUGUGAAGCGGCAGCGGUACUGUGCGAUGUUUGGGUUGGGGACUUAUUUGUGUGUCCAGUUUGAUUUCUUGUGUUUUACGCAUGAGUUUAUUGCGACGCUGAGAAAGGUGCCCAAGGAGGAGAUCGAUACCAUGAUUCUCGAGCCAGACUACGCGGUGCUGGAUGAUGUUGGGAUCACGAGUACAGUAAGGGCGAUCCCGAGUUGCCCUGUCGAGCGCAAGAGUGUGGUCAUGGGCUCCGUUUGGACAUUCAAGCCAACCGAGGAGUACGACUUUCCUACGCUCUGCGUUUCCCGAAUGGUGGAGAGAUUCGGAAGGAACGAUGCCAACUGGGAAGAGUACAAGCUGAGCUUCAAAGUGGACAAUCCGGAUGAGGCAAAGUCAGAGCAGUGGGCUGAGCAUGCGGUGGAGAUCUUGCCGCCUGUGGAAGAUGACCUUGUCUCCUAUGAGCGUGAUCGCCUUCAGCAGAUCCAAGAGAACAAUCGGAUGCUUCUUGCCCUCGGCCUGAUCACGGAUCUGAGCGAAACGUCCGACGACCUAGGCCACCAAACUAAGAUCUCAAAAGACGCACCCUGCUACCCACCCCCUGCACAAACAACCCUCCGCCUUAUCGCACAUAUCCCAUGCACUACCCUCAAAACUCACCAGAUCACGGCCUAUCGAACCGCGAUUAUGCAUUUGGCAAAACAGGCACUGGAUCAGUUACCGGUGAGCGGGAUCUUUAUUGUGGGCGCACAGGAUAUUAGGACGGAGACUGGCAAGUUGUUCCCGUUGGGGAUGCUUGUCAUGGAGGAUGUUAUUAGGGCCGUUGGGGAGGAUUGUCUCAGGUUGAAGGAAUUGAUUGAGGCGGUGCCAGAUGGUUACCAGAAGGACAGACGCAAGAUCACAAACUGGGGCGAGUUCAAGGAAGAACCACGGUGGCCUGGUGAUGGAAUACCGACACUUCAUCUGCCCAUCGUCCACGCAUGCUACUUGGUGUUCACAAAGGUCAAGGAGAGAGUUGUCCCUGCUCAAGGAACAACUACUCAUGCAUAG
This is a messenger RNA of Linnemannia hyalina, 6837 nucleotides long. NCBI's taxonomy places the organism in Eukaryota, Fungi, Mortierellomycota, Mortierellomycetes, Mortierellales, Mortierellaceae. The record is from the annotation of a GenBank genome assembly.